Dalotia coriaria is the source of this 900-nucleotide messenger RNA. Its product is annotated as farnesol dehydrogenase-like. The record is from RefSeq and is a predicted model, not a curated record. Gene Ontology annotation, molecular function: oxidoreductase activity. NCBI's taxonomy places the organism in Eukaryota, Metazoa, Arthropoda, Insecta, Coleoptera, Staphylinidae. Bases 89 to 832 code for a protein of 247 amino acids. The transcript is spliced from 4 exons.
GGUGCAGUGUCGACUUACCUUUCAUCUGCUCAACACUAAAAUAAACUUACAAUUACUUCUUCUACAAAAUUUCUAAAAUUCUUGAAAAAUGGUGCUAUCAAUGGAGAAAUGGCACGGGAAAGUUGCUAUUGUAACCGGUGCUAGUACAGGAAUUGGUGAAGCUGUGGUCAAAAUGUUAUUAAGACAUAAAAUGAUGGUUGUAGGACUUGCAAGACGUCCACAUCUUAUUGAAGUUUAUAAACAGGACUUACCAGAAGAAGAAGCAUCACACCUUCAUUCUAUAAAAUGUGACAUGCGUCAGGAAUCAGACAUUUUGUCUGUAUUUGCAGAUGUUUUGGAAAACAUUGGUCCUGUUUCCGUGUUGAUUAACAAUGCAGGCAUUUCUCAUCAAACUACCCUUUCUGAUGGCGAUACUGAAAUGUGGCGAUCUGUUUUGGAGACAAAUGUGCUUGGAGUGUCGAUUGCUACAAGAGAAGCUAUCAAACAAAUGAAAGCAAAUGAUAUUGAUGGGCAUAUUGUGCACAACAGCAGUGUUCUCGGGCAUUAUGUGGCACACAUUCCUAAUUUGAAUAUGUACAGUGCGUCCAAGCAUGCUGUGAGGGCUUUGGUGGAAACCCUCAGGCAAGAGUUACUUAGAAGUAGGACAAAAAUACGGAUUACUAGCGUAAGCCCAGGACCUGUCGACACAGCUUUUCUAGAUGACAUCGGAGCCACAGAUUUUCCCAAACUUCAACCGGAAGACGUUGCUGAUGCUUUCGAAUACGUCUUAAGCACUCCACCUCAUGUCCAAGUUCAAGAUGUCAUGAUACGUCCGUUGGGAGAACCCGUCUAAAAUCUUAAACAAACUUGUUUAUUAUUUAACAAUAAUAGUAGAUUGUACAAAUAAAUAUUUCAUAUAGA